UUCUGUAAGCUCUCCUACGUAGCCUAUAGAUGUGCAUGGUUUUCAGGGGAAAACAGCAAUUCUUCUCACAUGUGGAAGACAUUAAACAGCGCUGUUUCUGCUGCUUGUUUUGCAUUCUUGUGCCAUCAUUUAUUAUUUCUAAAAGUAAACAUAUGUGAAUUCCACAUAAGCACUAAAGCUAUGGGAUUUUCUUUUAAUUUCUCUGUAGACAGUAGAAAUACGGUCAUGACUAUGUCCUGAGAAAGUGGGGAGUGCCAAAAAACACAGUAGAUGCUUUUCAGAGAAAAACAGUGCAUGUCAAGUAUCUGAUGAGUCAUAAAACCUCAAGUUAGUGUAAGCAGAUGUUGGCUACAGCUCACAUUGAGGGGAAGUACAUAAUCACCACCCCGAUAGCCUCCCACUGUCCAUUUCUUGUCCAAGAACUUCCCCAAAAGUGUGGUUUCAAUUUUAUGGAAAGCCUUUGAAAUUUGGCACAGUUUCCAAAAGUAUGUAGGAAAAAAAAGUCUGCCAGAGGUUUGGCCUCCAACUGUGAAAACAGACACUGCCUUUUCGAACUCCUCUCCUAGAUCUACUGACCAACACCCAGAAGAGAGAAUUCACUUUCUUUUAGAAUACGACAGGAAAAUGAAGACCCGGCUAAAAAUCAUAUUUGGCGUGGUUAUAUGUCUUUUGCUUUCCUUAUUACUUAUGUGUAUUGUACUGCUACCAUCAAGAGUUGUCAACACAGAUGAUGGUCCUAGAGCUCUUACCUUGGAAGAUUAUUUGAAUGGAAACUUCCAAUAUAAAACAUUUUUUCCAUAUUGGGUGUCAGAUAAUGAAUAUCUUCACCAGUCUGCAGAGGAUGAUAUUGUCCUUUACAAUGUUGAAAUUAACUACGCAACCACCAUCAUGACAAACAGCACAAUGAAACAAGUUAAUGCUUCAAAUUAUGUGAUGUCAUCAGACAAAUAUUUCAUAGCUCUGGAAAGCAAUUAUUCAAAGCUGUGGAGAUACUCUUAUACAGCAUCAUAUCACAUUUAUGAUCUCAUAAAUGGUGGUUUUGUAACAGAAAAUCAGCUUCCACAUAAAAUUCAGUAUAUAUCCUGGUCACCCGUUGGACACAAAUUGGUAUAUGUAUAUCAGAAUAAUAUCUAUUUGAAACAAAGUCCUAGGGAGGCACCAGUUAAAAUAACUACUGAUGGAAAACAGAAUGAAAUAUUUAAUGGGAUUCCUGACUGGGUCUAUGAAGAGGAGAUGCUAGCAACAAAAUAUGCACUGUGGUGGUCUCCGAGUGGAAGAUAUUUAGCAUAUGUACAAUUUAAUGAUUCUGACAUACCAGUUAUUGAAUAUUCAUAUUUUGGUGAGGACCAGUAUCCUAGAAAAAUAACUAUCCCUUACCCAAAGGCUGGAGCUAAAAAUCCUACUGUUAAAGUCUUUAUUGUAGACACUAUUAACUCUGAAGCAUUUGGUCCUAAGGAGGUGCCAGUUCCUGCAAUCAUAGCAUCCAGUGAUCACUAUUUUACUUGGCUUACUUGGGUAACAGAUACUCGAGUCUGUGUGCAGUGGCUGAAGAGAAUACAGAAUUUUUCAGUCUUAGCUAUUUGUGACUUCAAAGAGCAUUCAAAUACUUGGGACUGUCCAGAGAAUCAACAGCACAUUGAAGAGAGUCAAACAGGAUGGGCGGGCGGAUUCUUUGUUUCUGCACCGUAUUUUACAUCAGACAGCAGUUCAUACUACAAAAUUUUUAGUGACAAAAAUGGUUAUAAGCAUAUCCAUUACAUCAAUGGCUCUGUGGAGAAUGCAAUCCAAGUUACAAGUGGAGAAUGGGAGGCAAUAUACAUUUUCAGAGUAACAAAUGAUGCAAUUUUUUAUUCAAGCAAUGAAUUUGAAGGCUAUCCUGGAAGAAGGAAUAUUUACAAAAUCAGCAUUGGAAGUAAACCUAUGAGAAAACAAUGCAUUACCUGCAAUUUAAGGAAAGAGAGAUGUCAGUAUUAUACAGCAAGAUUCAGUGAACAUUCAAAGUAUUAUGCUUUGAUCUGUUAUGGUCCUGGGAUUCCCAUUUCUACUCUUUUUGAGAACCGUGGUGAUAGAGAGCUCAAAGUAUUGGAAGACAAUUGGGAAUUGCAGUCUGCUUUGCAAGAUAUCAGACUGCCAAAAGAAGAAAUUAAUAAGCUUGAAGUGGAUGGUAUAACUUUGUGGUACAAAAUGCUUCUACCUCCACAGUUUGAUAGAUCCAAGAAGUACCCUCUGCUUAUUCAGGUGUAUGGAGGACCGUGCACUCAGAAUGUAAAGGCAACCUUUAGCAUUAGCUGGAUAACCUAUCUUGCAAGCAAAGAGGGAAUUAUUGUUGCUCUGGUGGAUGGCAGAGGGACAGCCUAUCAAGGUGACAAGAUUUUGCAUGCAGUAUAUCGAAGACUUGGAGUCUAUGAAGUUGAGGACCAAAUCUCAGCAGUUAAAAAAUUUAUAGAAAUGGGCUUUAUUGAUGAGAAACGAAUAGCAAUAUGGGGCUGGUCCUAUGGUGGCUAUGUAACUUCUUUGGCACUUGGAUCUGGCAGUGGAGUAUUUAAAUGUGGAAUGGCUGUGGCUCCUGUUUCCAGCUGGGAAUAUUACGCAUCAAUCUACACAGAACGAUUUAUGGGUCUUCCUAUAAAGUCCGAUAAUCUUGAGCACUAUAAGAAUUCAACAGUGAUGGCAAGAGCAAAGAAUUUCCAAAAUGUAGAGUAUCUUCUCAUCCAUGGAACAGCAGAUGAUAAUGUACAUUUUCAGAACUCAGCACAAAUUGCAAAAGCUCUGGUUAAUGCACAGGUGGAUUUCCAGGCAAUGUGGUAUACUGAUCAGAACCAUGGAAUUCCAGGCCUUUCCAGCAAACAUCUCUACACACAUAUGACCCACUUCCUCAAGCAAUGCUUUUCUUUGUCAGAAUAAAUAGGCUACCCAGAGCAUGCUAAGGCAUCUGAGACAUCUUUGGGAGAAUGAAAAGACAGCAGUGCCCAAGUUGUAUGGUGUUCAGGUGAAUUGAUCACAGGAACUUUGAAAUUUUAAACUUCAUGUUUACAUCCACUUUUGAUGUUGUAUAUUAGCAAAUGUUACGGUAACAAAUGUUUUGAUGCAUUUGAUAUCUUUUGACAUAAAAAAUAAAAUCAGAAUGUAAAGGGUCUUGUGCAUCUAUUGCAAACUUGCUUAAACUUACAUUCUGCAGUCUAAGAGUGGUGGUUCAUUGCAAAUGCACACUGUCAGAUUAAUAUGGUUGCAUUUGUUAACUUGAACUGUAAAAUGGGAAAGGACAAAGGAAGCAGUGCACAUACCUAAUUAGCAUUCUAACAAUAACCAGUUUCUCAAAAUUUAUUUCCAUCCUUUUGUAAAGAAUCCAAGAAGAGAUAGGAACACACAAUAUUUAACCCUGAAGUUUGGGUACCUAUUGACAGUAUUGAAUGUGUUCAAAUUUUAUUCAACUCUUAUUUGAAACCUUGAUUCUGCAAAACUCUGUGUUCAGGUUUAAACAUGAAAGCAGAACACUCAUAAUAACUAUCAUAUAUCAGUGGGUUUUUCACCUGUAUUCAAAGUAUGUGAGCCAUAUUGAGCUGUUUUAAUUUCUAAUCAUCACCUCAGCAUUCAAACUGAUCUCAGUGUCAUUCAUCUCAGACUGGAGGGGAGGGAUCAAAGGAUUGUGCAAGCUUUCUUUGCUUUGUUUCUAGUGCAACAAUUUUAGGGAGUCUUUAAAAAAUGGUGGAAGCUAAAAAUGAUUGGAAUACUUGUAUUAUUUUCAUUAGUAAUUAAAUCAGUCCUGUCACAAUAUAAGAAUAUUAACAAGAUAAUUGGCAAGAGAUCUUUUGUAGAUUAAACAAUUGCUUGGUCAUGUGUUUAAUUAGUCCACUGCAUAAGAACCAUGGUCUUUCUGACACAAUCUCUGCUAUUAGCUGUUGCGAGUGCAAAAUAACCUAAAAUAGAUUGUGUUGCCUUCCCACAAAGCAAGCUGCCUCAUAACUCUCAGUCAGAGACCAGUUGCUGCUUCUUUGUGGAAAAGCAAGGGGUUUCAUUUGACUUUCUUGACAAAAACAUGGGGUUUGGCCAAAAUAAUUAAAAUGUGGAAGUGAUUUGCUAUGUAACAGCUUCCUUCGUUUGUUAAUGGCAAUAUCAAAUCUGAUUUUCCACACAUGAGAACAUUCCUUAGAUACAUCUUUAUGCAAAUGUAGUUGCCAAGCUGUUUGUAAUGGUUAAAUUAUACUUUGAUGGGAACUCUUCAGAAAAUACUCAAUUAGUUCAGGUUUUUUUGGAAACGCUGCCAAUUAUGUGAUGUUAAUGAGCUUUUUGUUGGUAAUGUAAUUAAAAUUCAACUGCUAUAAUGGCUAAAGGAAAAAAUUAUAGCUGUAAGAAAGUUAAAAUUAAGCAAAUAUAACAUGAAGUGGGCCUAAUUAGAUGUUGAUUAUAUGGUCCUAUGUGCAUUUGCUGCACACAACAGUAGUCUCAGAAAUAUGGUUAUCUUACAAAUAAGGAAUACAAUUCAGUUGAAAUAAUGAAAUUUAACUCUCAAUUUGUUAUAUUGAUACAACACCAUGGAAAUAAUUGUAAUCUUGUGGUGAAAGAGAGAAAAAUUGAGCUCUUAUCUGAGAUGCUAAUAGGUUUAAGAUACCUAAAUAUUUCAAGGAGAACCUAAGUAAUUCCCAAAAAAGCAUGGUAUCAGUCUCACAUAAAUAUCAAUAUAUUAAGGUCACUUUCAAUUUCCUCACCUUUAUUUUAUUUAUUCUAUUGAAAAUCCUCUAAAUUCUGGAAAUCUGGGCAGAUAGAUUGGCCCUUUGUUGGUAAUGUAAGUAAUAAAAUGAUGCAAUGUGUUGUUCACACCCUGCCCACAGGUCUGUUGUCUGAAGCUUUUGGAAGUAUUUGAAAUAAGGGACAUUUCAGGAAAAUCAGUUGAAUAAAAUAACAGAAGGUACCUCUUUC
Messenger RNA from Zonotrichia albicollis (white-throated sparrow), 4917 nucleotides. It is a transcript of the gene FAP, whose product is annotated as fibroblast activation protein alpha. Gene Ontology annotation, cellular component: plasma membrane. NCBI's taxonomy places the organism in Eukaryota, Metazoa, Chordata, Aves, Passeriformes, Passerellidae. The record is from RefSeq and is a predicted model, not a curated record. Gene Ontology annotation, biological process: proteolysis. Gene Ontology annotation, molecular function: serine-type endopeptidase activity; dipeptidyl-peptidase activity.